CUAAAACUCACAGCGUUGUAGGAGACUCUUGACUCAAUAAAUGUACAGCAACAGCAAUACCUUCUUCCACAUUUACACGUACAAGAGGACUGUUACUACUUCAGACUUAAUAAGAAACGUUUUGUUCCUUCGUUAAGAAUGUCAUCUGUAAACAUUUCAGAACUGGAGACCGAGAUGGACGAAUUACUUCAAGAGUUUCAUUUUGUAAUGGAUGAGCUCAGGGUACCGUCGUUGGGUACCCCCUGUCUUUACGAGGAGCACCUCAAACAGGCUAAAAGACGCAACGACAUGAACGAUGGAGUGAGCGACAGUGGGAUAGAAGAUUCGGACUACAGCAGGGACCAGUCAUUGGGUGGGAGCCUGAACACCAGUGAGGAGGACCUUGACUCUGCAGGCAUGACUGCCUCUCCUAAAGCCAAGCUGGGAGACACCGGAGACCUCCAGAGUUUUAUAGACAGCCUGGACAGAGAGCUUGCCGAGAUGUGAGCUGCCAGGACUCAGGUGAACGGGGGAACAGACAGGAGGCUACUGGGGCGGCAGCAGAUGGAGAGGAGUGUGCGAAAAAGGACCGGCUCCUCAACGCUGCCCUUGGGGAAGGAGCUUAACACCGAUCAAUUAAAGAAAUAAUCUUAUAGAUUCAGAUAUUAAGUCACCCGCUGCAUUUUAAAACCUCCAGACAUUUGUGCCUUGAGGAAAAUACUUGGCUAGCUGUGACAGUCUCCAAAGUUUCUAAAUCUUCCUCUAAUUACUUUGUGAAGGGCUCUGAAUUUAAGUAGCACUAUUUCGGCUGACAGACUUACUGCAAUAAAUGAAGGAAAUUGGACAUAAAUUUUAGGAAAAGGUUUUUCAUUUUUUGCCCUAAAUUAUGAUACACACUGUCAACUCCUUCCCAUCCCCAGAAUCCUUGAUUCAUCCAGCCAAGCAUGAAUAUAACCCUUGACCAACCCACUAAUCUCAAAUGAUAAUUCCUUUUUGUGAUCUGUGACAAAUAGAUUGGUCAUACCCUUUUCUGUAAACCCACUUUUAAUGGAUUUUGUUUCCAAUUUCUCAUUACAUUUCUCAGUGAAUGUGAGAUAUUAUUUUCCAUUAAAACUAAAUUCUUUCCGAUAUUUAACCCAAAUGUUAUUUCAUUGAUGUUUAAAUGUAUUUUCUACCAUGAACCUGAUGUACAGUAAUUGUAAAAUAUCAAAUACAUUAUAUGUGACUUAUUAUUGCCUGCAUUUUACGUAGCAGCUGUGUUUAUAUUGCCCGAGUUGCCAAUAUCUGACAAUGUUACUGAACUGAAGGAUGUAUAUAUUUUAUGUGAAAUUAAUAAAGUCUUCUAAUGUUUCAAAAACAUAAUGAAAUGAAAA
Conger conger (European conger) is the source of this 1352-nucleotide messenger RNA. Its product is annotated as regulator of cell cycle RGCC-like. Gene Ontology annotation, biological process: regulation of cell cycle. Bases 139 to 486 code for a protein of 115 amino acids. The record is from RefSeq and is a predicted model, not a curated record. The transcript has 5 exons. Lineage: Eukaryota; Metazoa; Chordata; Actinopteri; Anguilliformes; Congridae.